Molecule: messenger RNA, 926 nt
Organism: Arachis ipaensis
Lineage: Eukaryota; Viridiplantae; Streptophyta; Magnoliopsida; Fabales; Fabaceae
Product: diphthamide biosynthesis protein 3
Biological process (GO): protein histidyl modification to diphthamide
Cellular component (GO): cytosol
Molecular function (GO): metal ion binding
Source: RefSeq, a predicted model, not a curated record
AAACAUGAUGGAUGCAGAGGGCAAACAAGGGUGAGACUGUGAGAGUUGUUGUCUAAAGUAAUACGGGUACGGGGUACCCAAAAUUGGAGGGAGGAAAUCGUAAAAUCCUAACGGUCCUAUAUUAUAAAGGAGAAGAGAAGAGAAGAGAAGAGAAGAGAAGAGAACCAGAUUCUCGACGGUGCUCUCUUAUUCGUGUUCUUCUUGUUGGUUGUUCCCAAAGUCCAAAGAAAGAAGAAGCGGCGAAACGAAACGAUGUCGUACGACGACGUUGAGAUCGAAGACAUGGAGUGGAACGAGGAGCUUCAGGCGUACACGUACCCUUGCCCCUGCGGGGACCUCUUUCAGAUCACCAAGGACGAUUUGAAGCUCGGCGAGGAAAUCGCUCGCUGCCCUAGCUGCUCCCUCUACAUCACCGUCAUCUACAACAUCGAAGAUUUCUCCGAUCACAAUCGCAACAACAAACCUCUCCAACCUUCAAAUUCCCAAUCCCUCACCGUUGCUUGAAUUUUCAGGUGUCCUGGAACAAGUUUUGCCACAGCUUUUGACUUAUUGUAGCAUACACACGUCUUGCUUUGCAGAUAGGAAUUCUUGUUAUUUGAAAUGAAAAGGGAGAGAUAAGCGACACCAGAGAUUAUAUAGUACAGAAAGAGCGCUAUCAUUUCUGUAUCAUUGUUAUGUGGGAAACUAGCUAAGUUUUAGUUAUUGAACUUGGUUGAACUUUUGAUAGGACAUCGAUUCUUAUAAAAUAAACCAUCAUUGGUAUAUUAUAAUCCCACGGCUAAGGAUGGAAUGUGAUUAUUUAUCAACCUUUUAUCUUAUUUUGGAGCUUAUUCAUUAUUCUAUGCUAUAGCUGCUCAGUAGUAUAAAUGGGCGAAAACUUUGGUGCAGCAGGUAUUUGACCAUGUGAUUAGUCAAUGUGUUUGUCC